Colletotrichum chrysophilum is the source of this 477-nucleotide messenger RNA. RefSeq lists its product as uncharacterized. The record is from RefSeq and is a predicted model, not a curated record. The transcript is spliced from 2 exons. Bases 1 to 477 code for a protein of 158 amino acids. Lineage: Eukaryota; Fungi; Ascomycota; Sordariomycetes; Glomerellales; Glomerellaceae.
AUGCAGAUCAUAGCAGGUGAAGAUGAAGAUGAUAGCUACUGGUUCACAGAUCAGCCAAGUCCUCCUUAUGGUCCUGGAUAUGCCGAAGUACCUCAAACGAUCAAGUCAGCAAAUGGUCAAAUUGGUGGCAAGACGUUUCUGGUCGACAACGACUUUGCCAAUCGCAUCAUGUCUUCAAUCCGAGACAAGUCUUUGCAACUACCUCUCGUCCACCCGGCCUGCAUCUUGUGUACCAAGUGCAAACGCCUGAGCGAAACUAUUUGGGAUCCCGCUUUUAGCAUCACUUAUACCGUGAAGCAUUUGAAUUCGAAUUCCGUAUCAAAAGCAUGCAAUUUGUGCGGCCUGCUCUGGCGCGUUUACGAGAAGCACGGCAUGACAAAACUCUCUGAGGUCAUGUUUGAGAGAAAUCAGUCGAUCAUCAAGAUGAACGGCGAAGGCGCUCCCGUUCUUUCCAUUUAUAGAAGCCCAGGUACGUAA